Ambispora leptoticha is the source of this 568-nucleotide messenger RNA. NCBI's taxonomy places the organism in Eukaryota, Fungi, Glomeromycota, Glomeromycetes, Archaeosporales, Ambisporaceae. The record is from the annotation of a GenBank genome assembly.
AUGGCUAAUUUAGAGAAAGAUAAAGGGCAAUUAUUAGAAAAGAUUAAGCAAAAAGAGACUGAAUUAACUUCUCUCCAAUCUGAAAAAAAUUUAUUUAUGAAUGAAAAAGCAGAAAUUAUUAAGAAAUUGGAAGAGAAAAUAAAAGAGUUAACCAAAGAGAAUGAGGGGUUGAAGGAGGAAGUAGAUAAGUCUAAAUUGGAAAAAGAAGUGGUAGUAGAAACCGAGAAAAAGGAGGAAGUAAUAAAUGAAGAGUUAAAAAUGGAACCUGAAACUAUUAAGUUUUUAGAUGAGAAUUAUCCGAAAGAGGAGAGGGGGAAUGUUAUCAAGGAGUUGGAUAUUAGUGCUGAAGACUUAAAAGGUCAUUUAGAUUUAAGGGAGUUUGUUAAUUUGAAAGAGUUAUAUUGCUACAAUAAUCAAUUAACUAGUUUGGAUGUAAAUGUCAGUCAUAAUCCUAAACUAACUGAUUUAUAUUGUGAUGUCGAACUAUUUAUCGAAAACAAAAUAACAGGUUUAGAAAAAGCUUCGAUAGUUCGAUUUGAUUGUGGUAGUAGUUAUUUACUCCAUGAAA